AUGGGCCCGUCUUCUCUUCUGGACUCCAACCACAGCCCACGGAAGGGGGCUGACCCUCCUUUUCUGCUUGCUUCUGGCAGCCAGGCCAUUCUUCUCAAGCACAGAUAUGAUUGGGCCAUCACUCCUGCUUCAAGGCCUCUACUGGCAUCUAUGGAUCAAGUCCAGGGCACGCCCUAUGCAGCAGGGAUCCUGCUCUAUGUUCGGAAAUGGGUUUCUGCAGCACCUGGACUGAGUCACUGCUCAUUAAAAUUCAGCUUUACUCUACUUCUAUUGAUUUCUACAAUGCAUAUGUUUUGGUGUUAUCCUGUUACACCUUCUAAGGUGUCUGGAAAAUCUGAUUACUUUCUCAUCCUGUUGAACGGCUGCCCAACUAGGAUGGACAGGAGAGAGGGACUAGAUUUUCUAAAGCCCAUUUUCGAGAAGAUGUUUAUGAAAAGGUCCUUUCGCAAUGGAGUUGGCACAGGGAUGAAAAAAACUUCCUUUCGAAGAGCAAAAUCAUGA
Neogale vison (American mink) is the source of this 501-nucleotide messenger RNA. It is a transcript of the gene NPS, whose product is annotated as neuropeptide S. Gene Ontology annotation, biological process: positive regulation of synaptic transmission, GABAergic; positive regulation of synaptic transmission, glutamatergic; positive regulation of action potential. NCBI's taxonomy places the organism in Eukaryota, Metazoa, Chordata, Mammalia, Carnivora, Mustelidae. The transcript is spliced from 3 exons. Gene Ontology annotation, cellular component: extracellular region. The record is from RefSeq and is a predicted model, not a curated record. The coding region runs from base 1 to 501 and encodes 166 amino acids.